Ichthyophthirius multifiliis is the source of this 671-nucleotide messenger RNA. RefSeq lists its product as hypothetical. NCBI's taxonomy places the organism in Eukaryota, Ciliophora, Oligohymenophorea, Hymenostomatida. The record is from RefSeq and is a predicted model, not a curated record. The transcript is spliced from 3 exons.
ACUAAGUAAAGAAGUUUCCUACACAUAUUGGGUAGAUAAUGAUAAGUAAAAAAAUUAAAGUGUUCCUAAAAAGGAACCUUAAAAAGUUGACCCUUCUAAAAUUGUUUAAUAAUAAGAUAAACACGUAUCAUAAUGGAAUUAAUUAGGAACAUGGUAAAUAUAAAAAAAUCCAAAUAUAAUAAAACAAUAUAUAUAAAAAGGGAGGAAAAAAAAAUUGAUUUGAAAUUAGUUAAGCAAGAAUUCUAGUAAAUUAUUUAACAGUAACCUUUUCUUUCAACUGAUAAAUAGAUUGAAUUUUAUGAUAUAUAAAAUAUUACAGGAGAAGUAUUUUUUUAUUGUAAUUGUUUUUUUAUUUCAUUAAUAAAAAAAGGUUACAUUAGUAACUGUUAGAGGCAAAAAAAAACCUGGUUAUCAUGUUUAAAUAGAUAUAUAAUAUAGAGGAGUUGGAUAAUAUUAAGGAGCAGAAGGUGUAUUUAAAUAUACAUCAUUUACAGAUGAUGGAGAUAGACAUGUAAAAAAUAAUAAGAAUAGUCAUUUAUUUAAAUAUUAUUUUGAAAAGUUUACUAUAGAGGCAACAAAUGAUAAAUUUAAAGAUUUUUGUAUAAAAUCAGCAUAAAAAAGCGAAAAAGUUAUUGAAUAAUUUGUAAUAGAUACUUUUGAAAAAGUACAUG